AGUAAUCAUGAUUCUGAAUAAUGGGCUGUAAUUCAUCUAUGGAUACGAACAGUGUUUUAGAUGAACCUUUGGGUGGUGGUGGUGCUAUUGGUGGUGGAGCUGGUGCCGUUGGUGGAUUAGCUCUGCCACCCUCCCAGUGGCCAUUGUCACAAGCGAAUCAUUCGGAUGUUGUUCGAGAAUUUGUACGUUUAGAUGAGAAAAUAAGUAAAUUGGAAGGUACUUGUCCGGGUCCACGAUUAGCCACGUGUGAAGCAUGGAUAGAACAUCUACAAAGUCGACGCAACGAGCUGUUGGGUCUGGAUUCAAGACUUGUUGAAAAUCCUCUGGCCAAUGGUGGUUUACCAAAACAAAUCACAGCCUCGGCACCAGUAACAUCGUUAAUCGAUCAGACAACCAAUUUACCCUCCCACGUAGCUGUCGACAAUCGUGAAAUGUUCAUUGAUGGCUAUACAUCGGAACAGUCAAUGCCGCAAAACAACAAUAAUGCCGUGGCAUUUUCCGGUAGUGGAGGUGUUAAACAUAGUGACCUGCCAAAUGGUAUUCUGCCCUCGCAUUCCAACAAUUACAAGUCGUCUGCAGUUGGUGGCGGUGGUGGAAUGGUUGGUAAUGGUAUUGGUGCUCCACGUUUAUUCUCCUCUAAUAACAUAGUAGCGAAAACGCCUUCACAGGAUUUAGUUAACUUAGCAUUAAACUUAGGUGUAAUUGUUGAUGUAAACAAGGCUUCCACACAUGAAGAUUUUUUUGCACAACUAAGUGAGUCCGCCAUGCAUCUGAUGGCAUUACGUUGUUAUGCGGAAAUUUUGGAACACACCAAGGUUAGACUGAAAACCCUAAUGGAAAGCUAUGCCGAACUGAAUGAGCUAUAUGUGAAUCAUGAUGGAAUAAUAGCUUUCAUUAGUGGCGGUACUUAUAUGAGCCGUUUGGAGGAAAGUUUAGAUUCUCAAUUGGAGGUGGCACGUGAUGUCAGAGAUAAAUUGGGCAGUACACUGGAACAGUGGCGGAUAUGUGGUCUCUUGCUUAGAGCAUGUGCCAAUUCUGCAACACAAAGUCUCAAACAGUGGCGUAAACUAAAAACAAUUGUAAAUCCGAAGGAUAAAAUUGAAACUGCAUUGGCUUGCCGCAAAGAUUUACAAGCUUCCUUGGUGUCGUUGGAAUGUGCUCAGCUGUCGUUGCCACACGUGGAAAUAAAAUAUACCAGUAAUCGUCAAAUUUUAGCAGUUAAACACUGCAAUACCUAUAUGAUUACCGAUAUUGCCAAUGUAGCACGUUACGAACACACAACUAAAGUAUUUGUCUCCUAUGAAUCGAAUAUAUCGAAGGCGUCAGCAUGGCUUUAUGAGACAUUUAAUAAGACUUUGAGACAAGAUUUUGAACGAGCUGAAGAAAGAGUUAAAACAUUGGCUAAAAAUUUACGUGAUCAUCGAGAGGAAAUCUUUACAAUGGCUAGAAAAUAG
Messenger RNA from Musca vetustissima, 1454 nucleotides. RefSeq lists its product as uncharacterized. The transcript has 5 exons. The record is from RefSeq and is a predicted model, not a curated record. The coding region runs from base 21 to 1454 and encodes 477 amino acids. Lineage: Eukaryota; Metazoa; Arthropoda; Insecta; Diptera; Muscidae.